Molecule: messenger RNA, 1156 nt
Organism: Morus notabilis
Lineage: Eukaryota; Viridiplantae; Streptophyta; Magnoliopsida; Rosales; Moraceae
Product: putative 12-oxophytodienoate reductase 11
Exons: 5
Coding region: 13-1122 (369 amino acids)
Molecular function (GO): FMN binding; oxidoreductase activity
Source: RefSeq, a predicted model, not a curated record
AACAAUCAUAUUAUGACGAGUCAUGCUCAAACUCCCACCAAUAUUCCUCUCCUCACUCCUUACAAGAUGGGCAAUUUCGAUCUUUCCCAUAGAGUUGUUUUGGCACCACUGACUCGGCAAAGGUCAUACCACAACGUUCCCCAGCCACAUGCUAUUUUGUACUAUUCUCAAAUAGAAAUAAAAUGGUCGUUGAAACUUGAAAGCUUUGUAAUGUACCCGGAUACCCCUGGUAUAUGGAGGAAAGAGCAAGUUGAAGCUUGGAGACCUAUUGUUAUUGUUGAUGCUGUUCAUGCCAAAGGUGGUAUAUUUUUCUGUCAAAUUUGGCAUGCGGGGAGGGUGUCCAAUUCAAGUUACCAACCAAAUGGCCAAGCUCCAAUAUCUUCAAUGGACAAGCCAUUGACUCCCCAAAAUCAAGCUGAUGAUGUUGAUGUUGCCCAAUUCACAACUCCUAGGCGGCUAAGAACAGAUGAAAUUCCUCAAAUUGUCAAUGAUUUUAGACUUGCUGCAAGAAAUGCCAUAGAAGCUGGCUUUGAUGGAAUUGAGAUCCAUGGGGCACAUGGCUACCUCGUUGACCAAUUUCUGAAAGAUCAAGUGAAUGAUCGAACUCAUGAAUACGGUGGAUCCUUAGAGAAACGCUGUCGUUUCGCUCUUAAAGUUGUAGAAGCUACUGCCGACGAGAUAGGGGCGGAUAGAGUUGGAAUAAGAUUAUCUCCAUUUGCUAGCUACAUGGAAUCAGGGGAUUCCAACCCUGAAGCAUUGGGGCUUUAUUUGGCAGAAUCCUUGAACAAAUUCGGAAUUUUGUACUGCCACAUGGUUGAGCCAAGAAUGAAGACAGUUGGAGAGGCACAUGAGACCCCCCACAGUCUUGUCCCCAUGAGAAAGGCUUUCAAGGGUACCUUCAUUGUUGCCGGGGGGUAUGACAGGGAGGAUGGGAACAAAGCUGUAGCUGAAAACCGCACAGACCUUGUUGCUUAUGGUCGUCAUUUCUUGGCUAAUCCAGACUUGCCAAAAAGAUUCGAGCUCAAUGCUCCUCUAAAUAAGUACAUCAGAGAGACAUUAUACACAUCUGAUCCCAUUAUUAGUUAUACCGACUAUCCAUUCUUUAAAACCAGUACUAGGUAAUCAAUUUUAAGUUUGGAAGUUUGAAUGAUUUAUU